CGGCGGGCCUGAGGCGGCGAGGCCCGGCCCGGUCUCGUCCCCUCAGGAUGAGCGUCCUGACACCCCGCUGGGGCCCGGCCGCCUCCCCCGCCCCGCGGGCCCUCGGUAGCACCGGCACCCCCGUGCUGGCCGAGUGCCCCGGGAACGACGAUGAACGGGAGAGGCGGCAACGGAGGCGAUCCAGGGUCACCGACCUCCAGCUCAGCAGCACCGACUCGCCGCUGGGCCUCGCUUCACCCAGGCAGGCGGAGGCAUGGCAGCCGGCCCUUCCGCAGUGGACCAACGCUCAGAUCUCGGAUCAUUACAGCACCUGCAUCAAGCUUUCCACCGAGAACAAAAUCACCACGAAGAAUGCCUUUGGUUUACACCUCAUCGACUAUAUGACCGAGAUCCUGAAACAGAAGGACUCUGAACUGACCAACUUCAAGAUAGCAGCUGGCACGCUUGAUGCCAGCGCCAAGAUCUACGCCGUGCGUGUGGAUGCGGUCCAUGCUGAUGCCUACAAAGUUCUCGGGGGCUUGGGCAGGGACUCCUCACCCACGAAGAACGUGGACUGCCCAGGAGGAGAGGACCGUUCAGAUCUUGAGCCUGUCAAGAAAGUUCAGACAAAGAAAAAGCACUCGUUCAAAACCAUCGAGCAGAACUUGAAUAACAUCAACGUGUCGGAGGCGAAUCGCAGAUGUGAGAUUGAUCCCAUGUUCCAGAAAACAGCCGCGUCUUUCGAUGAGUGCAGCACAGCUGGCAUUUUCCUCACGGGGCUGCGCACCCAAAACUGCCACAGUGAGCUCCUCUUUGACUCGAAGAUCGUGCCUCUCCCUUCCUCAGAGAACUUCACGCUGCCAAACUCUGAUCUCGUGAACGUGAUGGAUUUAAAGCUCCUGCUAGUGCAGUGCAUUGAAAAACGCCCCAUUUGCUCUUCUCUGGCCGGUUUCCAGUUUACAAAGUGGGAUGCUGAAUCCCACGACGAGUCGGUGUCAGCCCUGCUGGAUAAAUUUAAGAAGAGCGACCAAGUGUUCGAUAUCAACGCGGAGAUAGAGAGCGACGUGGAAGACUGUGCUCCCGCCCCACCAGAUGAUGACUUCAGUUCUGCCUCCCCCAGGAAUGCAGCAGCAGACAAAAUUGGGGAAUUCACAGACAACCUCAACUCCUUUGGAACAGUCCACCAGAGCAAGAGAACUGAUGCGGAUCCUUUCGGAGAGGGAGACAUCGGGUCCAUGUGCCUUCAUCUCUCCAUGAAACCAGGGGAAUACUCCUACUUCAGUCCCCGAACGCUGUCCAUGUGGGCUGGCCCUGACCACUGGCGUUUCAAACCCCGGCACAAACCAGAUGCCGACUCUGAAAAAGAGACCAAGAAAAGGAACAUAAAGAAGGCGUUUGAAGUGAACUUUGAUGAGGAUAUUGACUUUGAGGCACAUUUCCGUAAGACCAAGGCAUCUGUAACUCUUGCCAAAUCCAUUCUUGAAAACGAGAACGUGAAGGGCACCACGCUUCCCGCAGACUUCAACUAUGACCCUAGCAACAUUCUCCAACUCUUCCUCAAACCAGCUGUGAAGCUCUGCAGGACACCUAAAACAAACAGCCCCUUGGAUCACGAAGACGAGAUCGGCGAGUACGAUUACAACAACCCCAACGACACCUCCAAUUUCUGCCCUGCGUUGCAGGCUGCAGACAGCGAUGAUGAUAAUGAACCCGUCCAAUUCAUGGGCCAGAUGGGGGAGUUCAACCUGACUGCCCACCCUGAGGGGCCGGAGCUCAACAGGCUUGUCGGCAACGCCGAUAUCACGACGUACGGAGAACUGAACCUCAUUGCGGAGCCCCAGAAGGUCAAUAAGAUAGCAAUUCAGUAUGCAAAGACAGCCAAGAAAAUGGACAUGAGGAGGCUGAAGAAAAACAUGUGGGACCUCUUGACUGAUGAACAGAAGAAAGAAAAGGCAGCAGAGGAAGAUGCAGAGAAAGAGGAGGACAUAUCCGUGGUAGCAGGAGAGAAGGUCUUCAGCAGCAUCACAAAGGAACUGCUUCACAGGCUGCCUUCUGUCAUGGCUAAGAACCUCUCUGUCCCCUUAGCCUUCGCCUGCCUCCUGCACUUGGCGAACGAGAAGAAUCUGAAGCUGGAGGGCACAGAGGAUCUGUCUGAUGUCCUGGUGAAACAAGGCAACUGAGCCCUGCGUGGAGCAGAGCCCCAGGAUGGAGCUCAGCUCCCCAGCUGACCAGUGCUCCCUCUGGACUUACCAGCAGCAGAUUUUUCUCCUCCCAGCACCGUCGCUGGGAAAUCCCACUGGUCUCUGCUCCUCCAGAAGACUUUUAAAUCAAGGAUGUCCUACCUAACCACAGGACCUGUACAGAUGGACGGCUGCAACUCAACCUGCCCAGCUCUUGCCUUUGAUCCAUCAGCUCUUUCCUGGGCCGUGGAGUUCCUCUGCCUCACUGUGACCCCACCAGAAAGGCUCCUCUGUGUGUCACCUGCUGGCUGUCCCUAAUUCCCAGUGUGUGGACUGACUGUUACUCACAUCACCAGUUCCUCCUGUUGCCCUGUUCGUCCCCCGAAAUGAUUUAGUUUUUAUACUGAGCUUAAAGAUAAUAAAUUGCUACAGACUUUGUA
Messenger RNA from Calidris pugnax (ruff), 2599 nucleotides. It is a transcript of the gene NCAPH, whose product is annotated as non-SMC condensin I complex subunit H. Gene Ontology annotation, biological process: mitotic chromosome condensation. NCBI's taxonomy places the organism in Eukaryota, Metazoa, Chordata, Aves, Charadriiformes, Scolopacidae. The transcript has 18 exons. Gene Ontology annotation, molecular function: chromatin binding. The record is from RefSeq and is a predicted model, not a curated record. Gene Ontology annotation, cellular component: condensin complex. The coding region runs from base 48 to 2159 and encodes 703 amino acids.